AAAUAAAGUCAAAUCAAAUGGAAUCAGUUGAAAAGUAUGUCCGCUAGUGGCGGUCGGCUGCGAGACGUCUGUUUUAACUAAUUUACGAUUUUUAUUUAUAUUGUUACGUUUCUAAAUAUUUAAUCGUGUUGUUCAGUUUUUAAUAAUAUUGUGUGUUGGUUUAUCGGCUGUACAGUUAUUGUUUUUUACGAAAUCUACUGGAACAGGUGAUGCCGAUAAGGGUUCCCCGAAUGGAUCGAUAUCGGUGACUGCGAGCUUGGACGAAAAAUUACGCCAAGAAAGGGGUUGUUCCAAGAUGGAGAAGUCGGCUCGGCCACGGACGGCUCUCAACGAGUGCGUGAAGGUGGUGGUGCGAUGUCGCCCGCUCUCGGAGAGAGAGAAGAACGAGGGCUUCGAGGAGGUGAAGAAAGCGCGCGAGCAGACCUGGUACGAGCGGUUGUCCACGAAGACGCCGGCGGACAGUAAAAAGUUUGAUGGGCGUUUACAGGUGGUGAAGGUGUGGCCGGAGCGCGGCGCGGUGCAGGUGUACAACCCCAAGGGGCAGGACAAGAUGUUCACGUACGACGCCGCCUACGACGCCAGCGCCGACACGCAGACCAUGUACGACGAGAUGGUGCGGCCGCUGGUGGCGUCGGUGCUGGACGGGUUCAACGGGUGCGUGUUCGCGUACGGACAGACGGGCACCGGCAAGACGCACACCAUGGAGGGCACGGCCGAGCACGAGGGCAUCAUCCCGCGCGCCUUCCGCCACAUCUGGGCGCACAUCGAGAACAGCGCCUCGCCCGACGUCACGCACCUCGUGUCCUGCUCCUACAUCGAGCUCUACCUCGAGGACGUGCGCGACCUGCUCGCCAAGGACUGCAAGAAGCUCACCAUUAGGGGACAGGAGCUGAACGGGUUCUACAUCCCGGAGAUGACGUCGGUGGUGUGCAAGAGCGCGGCGGAGAUGGUGCGCGUGAUGCGCGCCGGCAACCGCAACCGCGCCGCCGGCCGCACCGACAUGAACGAGCACUCCUCGCGCAGCCACGCCGUCUUCCUCGUCACCGUCGAGACUGCGCACCGCAAGACCAACCGGAUACGCGUGGGCAAGCUGAACCUGGUGGACCUGGCGGGCAGCGAGCGGCAGCGCAAGACGGGCGCGUCGGCCGAGCGGCUGCGCGAGGCGUCGCGCAUCAACCAGGCGCUGUCCUCGCUCGGCAACGUCAUCUCCGCGCUGGCCGAGAGCAGCCCGCACGUGCCCUACCGCGACUCCAAGCUCACGCGCAUCCUGCAGGACUCGCUCGGCGGCAACAGCAAGACCAUCAUGAUCGCCAACAUCGGCCCCGCCUCCUACAACUAUGACGAGACCAUCACCACGCUGCGGUACGCGCACCGCGCCAAAGCGAUCAAGAACAAGCCGGUGCGCAACGAGGACCCGAAGGACGCCAAGCUGCGCGAGUACCAGGCGGAGAUCGAGCGGCUGCGAGCGCUCAUCGAGCAGCGCCGCGCGCUCGACCGCAAGCCGCGCCGCCUGCCCAAGCCCCGGCCGCCGCAGCCCAGCGACAACUCGGAAGAGGAGACAGUCAGUAUAGAGAACGAGCAUAUACUGGCGGAGUCUACGAUCGAGCAGGAGAAGAAGCAGAUGGAGGAGCUGGAGCAGCAGAUCCUGGCGCUGGAGGAGCGGCUGGUGCAGGGCGGCGGCGGCAAGGACCUGCUCAACAACCUCAACGAGACGCAGCUCAUCCUCGAGCAGCGCCAUUGCGAGAUCACCGAGCGCAAGAAGCGCGAGGUCGAGAUGCAGCAGCGCAUCGAGCUCGAGGAGGAGACCACCGCCAUCGUCACCAACACCUUCACCACGCUGCAGCAGGAGGUCGACCACAAGACGCAGAGGUUGAAGAAGUGCCUGUCCCGGUACGCGAGCCUGCGCGAGGAGGCGGUGGAGCAGCGCGAGGCGCACGACGGCGAGCGGCGCGAGCUGGAGGCGCUGCAGGCCGCGCUCAUCGCCGAGCUGCGCCGCCGCCUGCUGGUGGCCGACUCCUUCCUGCCCGACGCCGGCCGCCCCGCCGUGCUGCGCGCGCGCUACUGCGACGACUCCGACACCUGGCAGCUGCAGCAGCACAGUGGCGUGGAGCCGCUGACGACGCGGCCGGUGGCGGCGGCGGGGCGGCGGCGGCCCACGUGCGCGGCGGCGCUGGCGGCGCGGCUGCCGCGGCACCGCGCGGAGGACGUGCUGGAGCUGGCGCCGCUGCCGCUGCCCGCCACCACGCGCGCCUACACGCCGCCGCGCCGCCCGCCCGCGCCGCCGCCCAGCAAGAAGGAGGCGGAGCUGGAGGCCGUGCCCGCGGCGCGGCGGUCGGCGCGGCCGGCGCGGCCCAGCACGGCGCACCAGCGGCUCGGCACGGCGGGGGUGCGGUAGGCGGGCGGCGUGGCUGCUGCAGGCAGCAGGCGGGUGCGGUAGGUGCUGCAGGCGCCGUGUUCCCGCAGAGUGCAUGACUCACUCGGCGAGCGAGCACGCGGCGCCGGGUCGAGUACGGAGCGUCGAGCGGCGUCGGCCGCGUGACGUCACGAGCCGCCACAUGAUCUCACUUAACUUAAUUCCCAGUAUUUAGCAAGGCAAAGAACCCUUAUGUGUUAAUUUGAGUACGUAUGUAUAAGCCGUAGCUACUCGGGAGCGCUUCGCUCUGCGCUCGUAUUGUUUAGGUUGUUGUUUGUUUUAUAAGAUUUUAUUUUACCAUUGUUGUCUUUUUGUUUUUGUAAAAUUUUAUUUUGUGCCUCGAUACCAACACACGUGUUUGAGCUAGUGAUAUUAGAUAGUUUACGACGAUUAUGUAUUACGUUCUACUGUGAAAUUAUUUAGAAUUUCUAUAAUGAGAAUGAAAUUGCUGUGUAAAUAGGUGGCUCGGCACCGCGAGCGAUGUGAUCAGUAAUGUAUGUUCAAAUGUGUUACCAAAGAUGGAGCAGUCCAUUCCGAAUGUCCACACCGGCCCACUUGUUCCUUUAUAUGUGAAAUUCAUUUGUGGAUAUAUUAAUAUAAUUUCUAAACAGUUUCUAGUCAAUGAUGAUGAAUUAUAUUCUUGUAUACAAAUAUUGUAAAUAAUAAUAAUACGGUAUUUUAGGUAUUUAAAAGUAUCCUUAUUACGGAGAAUGAACUAGUGUAAGUAGGUUGCUAAUUAGCGCACAAUACUUUUGAAUACCGUCGAGCGACGCCGCGACGCCGCCAGGCUCAGGCCUCUACUCGCUUACAAUUUUGUUAAAACAAUUUUUCCAACGUGAAUGAAUUAUAUAUUUUGGGAUCGUAAGUUAUUUAUAAUGUAUCAUUGUAUUGGCUUUAUAUUUAAUUUAAAUUAUGAAUGGAGAUGAUCAUGUAUUGUGAUAUAUAAUUUGGUAACUGCUAGUCAGUCGUGCCGCAUACACGCUUAUACUCACUAAUGAAAUAUAAAUUUUAAAUUUUA
Helicoverpa zea (corn earworm) is the source of this 3431-nucleotide messenger RNA. It is a transcript of the gene Klp68D, whose product is annotated as kinesin-like protein Klp68D. Gene Ontology annotation, biological process: microtubule-based movement. Gene Ontology annotation, molecular function: ATP binding; microtubule motor activity; microtubule binding. The record is from RefSeq and is a predicted model, not a curated record. Lineage: Eukaryota; Metazoa; Arthropoda; Insecta; Lepidoptera; Noctuidae. Bases 296 to 2395 code for a protein of 699 amino acids. The transcript is spliced from 10 exons.